Molecule: messenger RNA, 714 nt
Organism: Zasmidium cellare ATCC 36951
Lineage: Eukaryota; Fungi; Ascomycota; Dothideomycetes; Mycosphaerellales; Mycosphaerellaceae
Exons: 3
Coding region: 1-714 (237 amino acids)
Biological process (GO): siderophore biosynthetic process
Molecular function (GO): 2,3-dihydro-2,3-dihydroxybenzoate dehydrogenase activity
Source: RefSeq, a predicted model, not a curated record
AUGUCCAAACCCAUCGCCCUAAUCUUCGGAUCCGGGCCCAACGUCGGCUACGCCACAGUCCGCACUUUCCUAAGCAACGGAUACCGCGUGGUGCAGACCUCGCGUUCCGUCAAAAAACUCCAAGAUGGCGCAUUCACCGACGACGACGAUCACAAAGCGCUCGAAUGCGAUGUAAACGACACCGCAUCGAUAAGCAGGACCUUCGAGACUGUCCGCGCCGCGUGGGGACAGCCCAGCGUUAUCGUGUACAAUGCUGCCCGCCUGGUAAAAGCCGACCCAACCGACCCCUUCAGCUCUCUGAGCACAUCCGACUUCGAAGCGACGCUCCGCGCGAACGUCGUGGGACUAUUCCAGGCGAUCAAGGAGGCUGUCGUCGGGUUCAAAGCGCUUCCGGAGGCGGAGAGGAAGGCUUUCUUCUUCACGGGGAAUAAUCUCAAUGAGCUGAAGCCUUUGCCGGGGUUCUCGACGCUGGGGGCGGGGAAAUCGGCGGCGGCGUAUUUGGUUGCUGAUGCUGAUAAUGCCUACCAGAAUAAGGGUUAUAGAUUCUACUAUGUCGACGAAAGGUUCGCGGACGGGCGAGCCGUGGUCAAUGAAAUCGACGGGCAAGCGCAUGCGGACUACUUCUACGGACUCGUCAAAGGGACUUUGACCUCGCCAUGGUGGUCGACGUUCGUGAAAGGAGAGGGAUACGUGAAAUUCCCAUGGAACAGGUAG